This is a messenger RNA of Fusarium mangiferae, 1953 nucleotides long. RefSeq lists its product as uncharacterized. The transcript is spliced from 6 exons. NCBI's taxonomy places the organism in Eukaryota, Fungi, Ascomycota, Sordariomycetes, Hypocreales, Nectriaceae. Gene Ontology annotation, biological process: DNA-templated transcription. Gene Ontology annotation, molecular function: DNA binding; zinc ion binding. The record is from RefSeq and is a predicted model, not a curated record. The coding region runs from base 1 to 1953 and encodes 650 amino acids.
AUGUCUGAUCCGGCAAGGCAAGAUACUUCCAUGUCCUCGGGACACACUCCUUCGGCAACACAGCUCUGCAAUUCGCAGAGCGAGAGCCCCCACUGGGAUACUUCCGGCCCAGCGAGAGAGAGCAACCCAUCUCGUUGGGGUUCGAUGACUGAUGGGCCCACUGAUUUAUCCCCGGAACACUCGCAGCAAGUCCACAAUGCUUCAUCUGCUACUUCUAACCGGGACACUAUAGUUGUCGACCAGGACACCGAUGAAGGCGAGAUAACUGUAGCACUCGGCGCAGAAGUUGACGAAACAAUACAAAGUGAGGCCCACGAUGAAGUUGAAACCCCACCAAUUGCAAAUGCCACAUCUGCAUGGGCCGAGACUCUUGAAGAGCAUGAGAGUGAUGGUAAUCGAGUGCCUUUCUACCCAGGUGAUAAAAGAGGACCGGCUUUUGUGAUAGAUAUUUGCAAACCCCAAAGAUUAACAGACAGCAAUCAUUCGUUUGUUGCCAUGCCUUCGUUAGAGUCCCUCCAACCAGAGGAAAUCGAGUUUCUCCGAUGGAGAGGUUGCUUUACCUUGCCUCCCCAACCACUCCAAGAAGCUCUCAUCAAAGCUUAUUUUCAUCAUUGUCAUUCUUUCGAACCGGUCCUUGAUCCUCAAGAAUUCUUCAAUGCCUAUAGUAAAGGCCAACUCAGUUUACUACUUCUGUGGUCAGUCUUUAUGUGUGCUGCGACUUUUGUUGAGGAGGGUCUGUUUUUGAUGAACCUCUUCCAAUCUCCUCUUACGUUCAAACGUAAUGCCUUUCAGCGAGCAAAGACAUUGUACGAUGCAGACUAUGAGAAGAACAAAAUUACAUUAAUUCAAUCAGUAUUUCUUAUGGGGCAUUUCUAUGCAGAUGCUGAAGAUCGCCUGGGUCCCUGGCACUGGAACGGCAUCGCUAUCAGCCUAUCUCAUACGAUCGGUCUUCACAUGCUGACAUCUCCCUCACGAAACGGUAUUAGGCCUUUGUGGCGCCGUAUCUGGUGGUGUAUCUACUACCGUGAGGUCUGGCUUUCAAUGGGCCAAGGUCGGCCAAUGCGAAUAUCUCUUGAUCAUUGCUCAACUCCGAUGCCGGGACCAUACGAUACGAGUCCUACCAGUUCGCCUGAGUACCAACAAUUUGUACCUGAGGAUCUCGGUACACUUCUUGGGAUAUGGCUAAAGCUGAUAGGAGUGACUCACGUCAUGGGGAGGAUAUUAUCAACUAACUAUACCAUCAAAGGCGCAAGGCCUUCCAGAGCUAUCAUUGAAAGAGACGAGAAUGAUAUUCGAGCCCACUGGGUCCAUGACGAGAACAAUGAUCAGAGUCCAGUACUGGCUUCUCAUAUAUAUCAAUACCGGCUUCACACUCAGGCAGUUAUCAUAGCUCUGUACAGGCCAUUUCUCCACGAGACACCAGACGGGGUUCCAGACAAUGAACAGGACUCUUGGAAAGCGGUUGUAAAAAGCAAGCUUCGGACUGCAGCCGCUCAUGCGACCCAUGCCAUUAAUUGUAUGAUGGCAGAAGAUCUGAUCAAGUUCGCCCAAACGAUUGCGGUGCUCACUAUCAGUCCACCGAUUCAAAUCCAUCUACUGGAAAUGGCAUCAUCCAAGUCGUCGUCUGGCAAACUGGCAAAGCACAACCUAGCCCUGUGCUUGCUAGCUCUGGAUGAGAUGCGAAAGUACUACGUGUCGGCAGAUGCAGCGUACAAGCUAUUUGACCGCGCGAGGAUCAUGGUGGAGAAGUCACUUCGAAACGAUGAAAUAGUUUCGCAAGGUUCCGCAUCCGCGAGUGAAUGCCCGCGAGAACCCCAAGGGAUUGAGACAUCAGAAUGGAUCGAUAACUCUGCCUCUAUGGGCUAUGAAGUUGCAUCUGUGGGGUUGUUUUCUGCUCUAUGGAUGCCAUUUGCGAAUCUCAUACCAGACGAGUCUUUAGAUGGUUCGUUCUAG